AUGGCACAUGGAAAUGGAAAUUACUCCAUAAAUGGUAUAAGAGAUAAAAAUGGUGAUUUGGAUGCUGAUGCACCGAAUCCAGUCAAUGUCAAUCCUCAGUUCAUGGGUGAUUAUCCACAACCAAAAUUAAGAACUUCGAAAAUUCCUGAUAUAGAACCAUCUGCUGAAUCCAAUACUGAAUCAUCUGCAAAUCCUCAUCCACCUAAACCUCCUGAAACUUCAUUAGGACCUUAUUUUCAAUUUAUCUCUACUGAUUUAAAUAAAAUGUUGUGGAUAGGUAGUGUAUUAAUCUGUCGACAUAUUUCAUUCGAUCAACCGAAAAUCGAAUUUAUUUCUGAUGUAAAAGUCAAUUAUGAAUGGGAAAUAUUAUAUGAAAAUAUUUUUGACUUGCGUGCUUAUCGCAUCAAUCUUUUCAUUGAAUUACGUCCUGGUGAAGGUAAUGAUCAAAUUAUUUGGAAAAUUGAUUGGGGUAAUGAAAAAACCGAUGGUUUAUUUCUUAUCGCUCGUCGUGAUCAAAAAUGGCGUGGAGGUUUCUUCUCUUGUAAUGGAUUUGAUGCUUAUGUUCCGAAACAAGUGGCAUCGGAUUUGACCUAUUCUAAUGUUUGGAAACAUCUUCUGUCCGUGCAUGAAGAAACUCCAUUACAUUUAUUACUGUGGGGAGGUGAUCAAAAUUAUAUUGAUUUUAUUUUUGAAGAUGUUCCAUUUCUUCGUGCUUGGAUCAAUAUGGAAUGGAAUCAAAAAUGGACGACUGAUUUUCGAGAUGAUCUAAAAGAACAAGUUGAACAAUAUCAUUUUAAUACUUAUGCACAAAAUUGGGAUCGUCGUGCCGAAGUGAAAAGAGCUCUAACAUCGAUUCCUAGUCUAAUGAUGUGGGAUGAUCAUGAUAUUUUUGAUGGAGCAGGAUCUUAUCCUCCUUUACUUCAUGAUAGUCCAGUUAUGAUGGGAUUAUUUCAUGCAGCACAGAAAAUGCGACUUCUUUUUCAACAUCAUACUACACCAGAGAAAGCUCGACAGCAUCAUUUAUUUGGACAUGAAGGAUAUAAUUUUUUCGCUCGUUGUGGUCCACAUUUAGCGAUCAUUGGCGCUGAUGGACGAACUGAACGUAACACACAAACUGUUCAACAUGAAACGACAUGGGAUAUGAUUUUCAAUAAACUUGAGAAUGAUCUUGAAGAGGUCGAACAUCUAAUCGUUUUAUUUCCUGUUCCAUUUUCAUUUAUUCGUGUUCAUAUUGCUGAAUCGAUUUUCGAACGUUUAAAAAAACUUCCGAAUAAAAGUCGACAUGUUCCACUUAUCCGAAAAACAAAUUCAAUCUUCGAUUUACCUGAACUUUACGAUGAUCUUCUUGAUGAAUGGACUCAUGCAGAUCAUAUUGAUGAGCGAAAUCGUGCUCUUCUUCGUUUUCAAAAAAUUGCCGAAGAGAAAAAAGUUCGAAUCACUUAUUUUAGUGGUGAUGUGCAUUGUUGUGGUAUUAGUCGAUUUCAAACGAAAGGAUCUCAUCCACCAUUACCAAUCAAUGAUGCUAAGUUAAUGUAUCAGAUUAUUUCAUCUGCUAUUGUCAAUAUGCCUCCAUCGAAAAUGGCCAUUCGCGUUGCUCAUCAUUUCAAAUCUAAAUGGAAUCCAAUCGAUAAUACUGAAGAAGAAGUGAUUGAUUUUUUUGAAAGAGGACCAGAAAAUGGAAGAAAAGUUUUUCAUAAAAAGUUUCGUCCUAAUCGCAAUUGGUGCUAUUUCGAACAGUGUUCAAAUAUCCUGAUGUCCGCUGUCACUAUUGUUCAAACGCGAUGCCUUCAUUGCUUUCCAUGUAAAGAGAAUCUUGCUGUACCAACCAGUUUAGGUCCAACCUCUAAUCAAAAAGGUCAUGGUAGUCAACAACCUCCAAUUCAUGACCAUUCUAAUGGAGAAUUGUGUCAUCAGAUUAUUCAAAUGGACAAACGACAGAUUGGAAGUCAUGAUUUGAGAGUUCGAUUAUGAGGAAUAUUAUCUCGAUCAUUUUUUUCAUGUGCUAAUUGUCAAAAAUUAGUACGUGAUAAUUGUUCAAUUCAAACACAUUUUAGUCAAAAUAUUGUAUCAUUAUGUAAUAUUUGUAGUGAAAAUCGUCAAUUAUGGAAAAAAUCAGCUGCAUGGUUUUUUCGUUCUUUACCUAAACCUUCGAAUGUUACCUUUGAUAUUAAUUCCUCUUCAUCAUUUCUAUCAUCACAAUAUAUUAAAACAAGAGAUGCUCAAUCGAUAUCUGAUCGAUCAAGUUCAGAUGAUGAUGAUGAUUCGAUUACAGAUCGAUUUAAUAAAAAAUUGAUAUCAAAUAAUAAAAGUUUAAAUCAAUUUAAACAAUUAAAUGAUAAUCAAGAUGAAAUAAAUAAAUGUGACGAUGAUGAUAAAAGAAUUUAUUCAUUUAAAACUAAUAAACUAACUUCAAAAGAAGAUUCAAUUGAUGAAUAUUUAUCAAAAUGUGAAUUAGCUAAAUCAUCAAAAGAUUCUCAUAUAAGAUUAUUACCAAUAAAUGAAGAUUGUGGACUUGGCAGAUUAGAUUUUGAAAUUGUUUGGAAACAAUCUGAAUAUAAAUUAAUAAUAAGAUUAUUACGAUUAGACAAACUUCGAUCAAAUAAUCAAAAUCAAUAUUCUCAUAUUUAUCUUAAAUUAAAUCUUCUACCAGCUAUUCACAAAUCAACUGAAUUAGAAAGUGGUAUGAUUGGUAAAAGAAUAAAUGGUGAUAUCAAUGAAAUACUUGUUUAUGAUGGUGUAUCAUUAGAUGAUUGUGAAAAUGAUGAAGAUAUAAAUGAACGUGGAAAAAUUUUAAUUAGUCUUAUGUUUUCAAAUGAAACAUCAAAUUUUCAUGUCAAAAUAAAACGUGCUUGUUAUUUAUUGCCAAUUGAUAUUGAUCGUAAAUCAAAUCCUUAUUAUCAAUUAUGUUUAUUUUUCUUUGCUCAUUUAUCGAACAAAUUAAAUUUUAAAACAGAUAUUAAAAAACAAACUUUGAAUCCACAAUUUAAUCAAGAAUUUAUUUAUAAAAAUAUUCAAUUAAAAAAAUUAAUUAAAAAAACAUUACAAAUAACUGUUUAUGAUAAAGAUUUGGGGAAAAAAGACAAUUUUAUUGGUAACUAG
Rotaria sordida is the source of this 3099-nucleotide messenger RNA. The record is from the annotation of a GenBank genome assembly. Lineage: Eukaryota; Metazoa; Rotifera; Eurotatoria; Philodinida; Philodinidae.